Messenger RNA from Capsella rubella, 1118 nucleotides. RefSeq names its product probable purine permease 8. Gene Ontology annotation, cellular component: membrane. Gene Ontology annotation, molecular function: purine nucleoside transmembrane transporter activity. Lineage: Eukaryota; Viridiplantae; Streptophyta; Magnoliopsida; Brassicales; Brassicaceae. The record is from RefSeq and is a predicted model, not a curated record.
ACCAAACUAGCAUACUUUAACAACGGUCUACCUCUAAUAAAAUAUGAUUAGAGAAGUUUGAUUAGAGAAGCCAAUUAAAAGGUCGCAAGAAUUCCAAGUCAACAGUAAACAAAAGCGUACCAUUCUUCACUAAAAAUCUGUCUGUGAGAUGUCCUCUUAGUUCUGUCAUGGAAAGAACUCAAGAACUCUAUGUCAAUGGUAAGCAAGAACUCUCGUAGUGUAGACCCCUUUGGAAAUCAUCUGAAAACAUGCAUAGUAUCUGAUUAUUUUCCAUGAUAUAUGUUUUCCCACCUUUCAUCGUGAAUUCUCUAUUUCUCCUUACUAUUUCCUCUGCCCUCCUCGUGGUCAACAGUGAUUCAGAAAACACAGCAAAAGUGUCUAGAGUAAAAUAUGUAAUAGGGAUCAUAUGUACCAUUGGUGCUUCUGUUGGGAUUGGACAGCUGCUAUCUCUGGUACAACUGAUCUUCAGGAAGGUUUUAAAGAAGCAAACAUUCUCAACGGUCAUGGACUUGGUCGCAUACCAAUCUCUAGUUGCAAGCUGUAUGGUUCUCAUAGGACUUUUUGCCAGCAGAGAGUGGAAAAAUUUAACAAGUGAGAUGGAACACUACAAACUGGGAACGCCGUACGUUAUGACUUUGGCCUCGACAGCUAUAUCCAGGCAAGUCUACACCACUGGUGUCGUGGGAUUGAUCUUCGAGUCGUCUUCUGUGUUCUCCAAUUCCAUAACUGCUGUGGAAUUGCCUAUAGUUCAUGUAGCAGUGAUUGUUUUUCAUGAUAAAAUGAGCGUGUCAAAGAUCUUCUCCAUCAUUUUAGCUAUCUGGGGUUUCAUUUCAUUUGUCUAUCAGCACUACCUCGACGAAAAAAAGUUGAAGACUAGGUACACAAGUCCUGUUGGAGGUCCUCACCUACCUGUUGAAGAAGAUCACACAAACAUGCAAAGUGUAUGAUCAGGCAUAUAUUAUAUAAAGCUCAUCUCUCUGUAUUUAAGAAAGGAUAAAAAAGAGGAACUCUGUUUGGCCAACUAGUCAGUGAUAAGUAACUGAUCAUUUUGUACAUAAGGUACUGAUGUUUCCUACAGAGAAAUAUGUAAUAACAGCAAGAUGAUUAAAGCAAACAUU